Mya arenaria is the source of this 6277-nucleotide messenger RNA. RefSeq lists its product as uncharacterized. Gene Ontology annotation, cellular component: nucleus. Bases 129 to 4364 code for a protein of 1411 amino acids. The transcript has 22 exons. The record is from RefSeq and is a predicted model, not a curated record. Gene Ontology annotation, molecular function: protein binding. NCBI's taxonomy places the organism in Eukaryota, Metazoa, Mollusca, Bivalvia, Myida, Myidae.
UAUGAUUAGCUGUUUGACCAUAUUACGAUAUAAAAUAAAAACAAAGUCUAUAUAAAGCUUUCUGGCGAAGUUUUCGGCAGUUUCUUGUUAUGAUGUGUUAUCAGACAUUCCAAGACUGAAGUGAAACAAUGGCAGAGGAGAAGGUCCAGCUACCCUUUGGCUGGAUUGUGAAGCAGUCCAAGUCCUACCCUGACCGCAUCUACUACUUCAAUAUAAACACCGGGGCCAGCACAUGGCAGUUUCCAGAUCUCCUACAGUCGUACAUGACUAAUCAAGAGAAGUCCCUGUCAGGUCUGCCAGUACUGUCAGCCACCUCACUACAGUCCCCAGACCCAGACUGCGAUCCUCCGUGCCUUGGCUUUCCUGACAAACCAGAGAACCAGUCUGGAAAUGUUGAAAACCAGUCUGGUAAACAUGAUAACCAGUCUAGAGAAUUGGAGAACCAGUCUGGAGUACAUAAGAACAAGAACGUGUCUAGUUCUAAACCUUGUUUUCCUUUGAACGAAGGCAGAAAGGGUGUAAAAGAUAUGUUGAAGAAGGUUAGGAGCAAUUCUUUGCCUAGAUAUUUAUCACAGGACAAAUCAAGGGAUGUAUCUCCUGCUCAGGUACCACGUGAUAAGACAGUCAAUUCAACAAAACAGACUCAGUUUGCUGGUGCUAGUUCAAGGAAAAUGGAUACCGAAAGAAGACAUUCAAUUAAUAGUGUUGGGUCUGUUAAUUCUGAAAGCAAAAGAUUGAGUUCUCAAGACAAAAGUCACAGUACAAUGGUAACGUCAAUCCAAUCAAAGGAGGCUGUGAUAAAUCAAGAUUGUGGAACACUGAAGCACAGUAAUAAUUCCAUGUCAGAGAGAAUAGGUGAGUCACCUAAACUCAGUCAGGGGAAAGGUCCAAAAGAAAGGAUACUUAAUGUUAGUAAAGAGAAUAUAGUAGAAGCAAUCAAGGAGUUGCAGCAAGUUAGCGAUAUCCUCAGGGCUGACCUGAGUAAGACCAAAGAUUUUGUUGGGCUAUCUACUCCAAUAGGUAGAAGGGUACCAGCAUCUUCAACUGGUAAAGAUGUAGCAAGUGUAACAAGUAAGAAAGAAAAUGAGAAGGCUAAGCCUAGAGUUGAUGAGACGUGUGAACGGCAGUAUAAAUCCAAAUGUAAAAUAUCCCCUGUGAAAGCCCCUAAGCAGAGUGUUAACUUAGACAAGAAACUCGGCCAAUCGGUUUCUAAAGUUGCUAGUACUUCUCAUAUUGAGAAGAAUGAAGCACCUGGAAUGAAAAGAAAGAUUGUUAUCCAAAAUGAAGAUGUUGAUAAGAAAUCAAAUUGUGAAGUGGUGCUUCCUCUAUCAAAAAGAUUUAAGUCUUGCACAGAUAAGUCAGUUAUGAAGGUUACAGCUAAUGACAAGGCGAAGGACAAAUGUGUGAAAAAUACAGACCUGGAAAAGAGACAAAUCAAGGGUUCUGAUGAUGGUAGUGAUAAACGAAAAGUUGUUAAACAAAGACAAUCAAAACAAAAUGAAAGUCGAAAAAUUUCAUUAAAAGAUACAAAACUUACAAACCUGAAACCAGAAACAAUAAACAAUUCAUUGCAAUCCCAAACUGAUUAUGACUUGAGAGUUAACACCAGUGCUAAGUCUGAAAGUUUUAAUUCUGAUGACAAGGUACGAAAACUGAAGGGAGGCUUCAGAUUUGAUGGAGAAACCAAUGAUGAUGAUGAUGAUGACGUUGGCGACUCUAACAACAACACAGAGCUGAGGCUGUUUAUUGGGGAAAAGGAAAAGCUUGUAAGUAUACAGUCAUGGAUCAACAACCUAGAGGACGGUGGGUUCUCGUCAGAUAGCUCAUCACAGGACUGUUUUAAACAGCUAACUACGGGAUUGUUCAACCAAUCACAAGACAGUGGUUUUCACUCCACACUUGUGUCGCCACAACAGAAAGAGAGAGGAUGGCCAGGAGAAGCAAAGAAGGUUGACAUCACUUCCCGUAACCUAGUUUCCAUGGAGAUUGAGGAAUGUUUGGUGCCUAAACAACCACUGGAGACUAAGACCCAGGUGGAGACCUUUAGAUAUGAGGAGGAAGAUAUGGAGAUUGAUAACGUGCUGACAGAGGUGCGGAGCCAGCUCAAGUGUGAGCCGGGAACUGGAGUAGGCUGUAUUGAUAUCCCUGUGGAGAGCUGCACAACUAGGGGAGAUAAAUCUUCUUUGACUGAACUAGAGCUACUGGUAGUCCUGGACACAAAUGUGCUCAUCUCUAACCUGGACAUGGUCGAUGAUCUCAAGGACUGGAGCAUACAAGGUUUGGGCUGGGUGUGUUUGUAUGUCCCCUGGAUUGUGUUGAUGGAGCUGGAUCGCCUCAAGUCCACCGUCAGUCAUGGGAAACCGUGCCUGUCCUCCAGAACCCAGCAUCAGGCGAGGAAAGCCAUCUCAUUCCUUAAGCUGCUGUUCACUUCAAAACACCCCAGAAUAAUUGGUCAAACAGCCAAACAGAUGGAGACAGCCAGGGAGGAGUUUGAGGCAGAAUGUAAUGAUGACCGGAUCCUCCAGGCAUGCCUGCAGUGUCGCCAUAAAUAUGGAAAUGCUAUCUUGUUCUCCAACGACCACAAUCUCUGUAUCAAAUCUUUGGUCACAGACAUUCCAGCCUUCAACUCAAAGGAUAUUCUUAGUGGAAUAGAAAAUGUUGCCGCGGAAAUGAAACAAUCCAAAACCACUGUUGACCAGAUCUCUGUACAACUUCAAUCACCAUUUCAACAACAGCAGAAAAAACUACAGCCCCAACAGCAGCAACAACAGCAGCAACAGAGAACAAUAUCCCCAGUAAAUACAGUUGCCAUGGAAACAGGAAAAUUCCCACCAGAAGUCCAGAACCGCGAAGUCCAGUUUAACACAAAAGUGGUUAAAAGUGGAGAUAACAGCAUGGCCAAUGGGCAGUGCAUGAAGAAUCUGCUGGACAACAUUUUCUGCAAGUUGAAGAUGUCCCUUAACCAGGUGAUGGGACACAUACUAGAGUUCGAGAUGAAUGAAGCAUAUGGGGAUAUCUGGCAUUCCAUAGUACUCAGAAAGCCCCCAUGGUCGCUGAAAGAUAUACUGGAGUGUUGGAAAAAACACUGGAUGGCGGUGUUUGGAAUGGUGUUACCACGACGACUCAUCCACAAUGUUCAGACACUCAUUGACCACUUCUCAUACACACAAGGUCACACAGUUGACAUGAUGGCCAGAGGAAGUGCUGACGCCAUGGAGAUACUGGAGGAGUGUGUCAAGAGAAAAGUAUACGGUCCAACUGUUGAGGAGAUGACAAGGUGUGUGAAGUGUAUGAAGGACCUCUGUCGUGGCCUCCACACCAAGAAAAUGCUCCCUCAGAACAUUCCCAGUCUGGAGGAAUACCUCAAAUCUAGUCUUGGAACACUGCCUGUCAUAUCAGUUCACAAGACAUCUUCCAUUUUACCAUCAACUGCCACAUCAGCCUCUAUAACUCGAAAUGCUAACAUAUCAUCAACUGACCAUAGUGCCUCUAGUCAAACUUGUGUUCAAAAUGUUGCUCAACCAUUCCAGAAAAACAAUGGAAGUAACCAGUUUAUUCCAGAAACUGUGACCCCUAAUAUUUCAGUGAAAUCCGUUCCCUUCAAGUCUGUGAUAACAACUUCUACUUGCAAGACAAGUAAACAUGGUGCCUGCAGACAGAAUAAUGACAAAGUUGGUGAUGUCAAGUGUUCAAGUCAGAUUAAAGCUUCCUCUAAUGUGAUGGAUAAAUCAGAGAAAGAUGUAGCUAAUACUGCAAAAACAACUGUUAUGAGGGGAAGUAACAUUAAUCAAUCAGAAGGUGUAUCUGUUGUAAUUAAAACAGGAACUAAUAAUAUGCAAACAGAAAAUGAUGUGAUAAUGAAAGACAAAGAUACUUCAAAAGAAGAAACAACCAUAAAAAGUGGAAGUGACCUACCUACAGUAGGAAGUGAUGUCAGAGCUGCUGCUAUGACAGCAGGGCAGAAAUUAGAAAGGAUUUGGAAGUGCAUUCACAAGAGUUGCGAAGAGAUCCACUUUGGAUUUGAUGUUGUCAGUGUUCCGGAAACCAUGGUAACCAAACUACAGUUGCUCACCUCCUCUGUAAUGGAGCUCAGGAAACCCUAUGUUGGAUUGUUGGAGACUGCUGUUACAGAGUUGAACACACGAGAAUCUGAUUUUUUGUCUCUAUGCAAUAUGUGCAAUUCCUUCUUCUCUAGAUUUGACAUUCCAGAACCGGAGCCGGCCAUCACAGUGACACCUGUCCAGAUGCUGACACUCUACAGCCUUACAGAGUUCAGGGCCACCCUGUGUCAGUUCCACAGUCAGCUGGAUGACAUGCUGCGCUUCCUCUACCAGUUUGUACAAGCACUAGCGCCCGAUGACUGAAAACAUUGGAUGCUUUGUCUAUUUGAGAACAAUUUUGGACGCUACUUGAACACAACCUCUAUUGGUUUGUACACGCUCAAGCACCUGAUGACUGAGGGGAUAUUUUUGUUCUUCUCAAACCUCUUCUGGUGCCUGUCCUCUAACUGUACAUGCAAGUGAUAGUACCUAAUGACUUACAAGAUUGGACAUUUGUUAUUCACUUACUGACACUACAGUCCCCAAUUUUAAUUAUUGUCCAUUUUUUAAUGGUUAUCCUUUGUUGUUAAGCGAAGUGGAUAUGGUUCUUAAUUUGGUGGGGGAUAUGGCAGUCUCCGACUGCUCUUGUUUGUUUUUUCUCAUCUUCAUAUGAUUUACAAAAUGGACUCUAUGCAUUAACACUUUUGGCUUAUAAUUCUUUACUAAACAAUUGAAUAAUACUAAUUCAUUUCUGCUUAAUCCAGUACAUUAUAUGGGAUUGACAUCACCAUGCAGCAGUAUGUUUGUACAAAGCAUUGAUCAUGUUUAUUAAAUAUUGACUAGUUUAUCUAUUUUGAAAGUUUAUUUUCAAGUUUCUUUUUGCAGAGAUUACUGAUUUUGUAUUUUGCAAAGAAUUAAUUAUGUUUAUUAAUUAUUUACAGAUACCUUUGUUUUGAAAGUUAAUUUUUAAAUUUUCCUUUGCAUGUUUGAGAUACAAUAUAUUUGAUUAACUUUCAGUAUAUAAUUAAAAUGUUUACGGAGGCCGUUUCAAAAAUUAUCUUAGACAAUUUAAGUCGUAGAUUGAUAAUAUCUUAGUGUCAUAGUUCUAUUUUUCGGUUAACAUAUUUGAGUGAAUUGAAACAUUAGCUAGUAUUAAAAAUGAGCAAAUGGUUUGAGAAAUAAAACAAUAAAUGUGUUGAAAUUUGGGAUUUUUUUUACAGAUUUCAGAUUUUUAUCAAUUUAUGACUAAGAUACCUUAUUGAAAUGGCCUCUGAACUGGACUAGUUUCCUUGCUGAUUUAAACCUAUGUACUCAUAUCAAUUUAUUGUGAGAUGGCUAAAGGGACCUACAUUGUUUCAGAUUAACCAGUAUGUCAGAUAAUAAUAUAUAAGUCAUGAACAUUGAAACUGAUAAGAAAAUAUGGUGAAUCAGUGGGGUUUUUUUACACAAAAGUAUGUAUCUCAAAUCAAAUCAAUGAAAAUAAAGUACUUUCAGAUAGUAUGAAGCAAUUAUAUUAUUUGUUAAGUGAGAUACUUAACUUAAAAAAAUGAUUUAAGAUAAAAAAUGUCUUAAGAUGUUAUAUGGAUACCAGCCCAGUAUAGCUAACCAUAUAUUAUAUUUAAGUUCUGAGAUAAUUUUCUUAAGCGAAAGUACUUCUGACAAAAAUUGAUGACAAUAAUUCUGUUAACAUCUUGCGCACAGGCAGUUUAUAGCCUAGGUUAAAAUAGAAGCCGUUCACAUGACUGUCCUUUUUUUGCGCCAAAGAUUCGGGAAUACAUUUGUAUGCUACAGAGGGUUCGUACGAAGUUUUUAAUUUUCGGGCCCUAAAUUACUACAACCUUGUUACUCAGAUAACGUUGAGAAUUAAUGUUGAGAAAACCCUGACAACCUCUUUAUGUUUUUAGAACCUAUUUGUAAAGAGCUAAAUCAUGAUUGUUAAGAUAUUAACUCUAAUGAAACUUAUUUGGACCCCUUUUAGUCCAAGGUCAGUGAUUAAUUUUUCAUUUAUUUUUUUCUUUGUGAAUAACGAUUAUUUUGGUGUUGGCGUCAGAUCAUGUUAUUUACUUGAACUCAAAAUAUGAUGUUCAGAUGGCCUGACUUCAGUGUAAUUUUCAUUGAUUAUCAAAGAAAAUCCAUGUGUUACAGUUACAUGGUGAUUUAGUCAUUGUUCUAGUCAAUAUGUUGCUCACUUUGUUAACACUUAAUUAAAUUCUAGUUAAUAAAAAAUAUGAAAUAUU